UGUUCUACAACGGACGAAGCUCAAAAAUCGCGAGAGGUCGAAAAUAUCCCAAGCCGAAGCUCGGGAAAGAGAGUGGAGAUUGAGAAAUAGUUGCAGCGACGGAGAUGACUGACAACGGAGGACACAACGGCACCGGGACCUCCGUUGACGAUUUCUAUGGCGAUGGUUCCUCUCCGCCGCCGCGAGAUAGCGGCCGUGGCGUCGGGGUUGAGGAGUAUAGAGACUCCAAAUCUCAGUUAGGAGGCACACACAAUAUGGGAGACGACAAGGAAGAACAUGGUGGUGGUGCUAAUGGUGAUGAUGGUAAUUAUGAUUAUGAUGAGGAAGAUAGUGAUGAAAAAGGCCAGGAAGACAGUUACAAUGACGAGGAUGAAUCUGAGGAAGGAUAUGAGAUCGAGGGUAGAAGUGAAACUCCCGAUAAAUUUGAGCGCAUCGAGUAUGAAGCUCUGGCUGAGAAGAAGCGUAAAGCACUUUCUCAAUGUGAUGAUUCUGAAAAGAGGGCUAAGUAUGACGCUAAUAAUGUCCCAGGCAUGGAAGGAAUUAUGGAGUUUAUGGUUUAUGGUGGCCGACGAAAAUCAAGGAAGCAUAAAAGACGGGGAAGAAGAAAGGGUUCCAAGAAAAAAGUUCCACCUGAAAUAACAAAAAUUUAUACAGAGGCUCUUUUUCACUAUGGACAUGGUCGGUUUAGUGAGGCUUUGUCGUGUUUGCAAAGGGUAAUACAUCAAGCACCAGGUUUCGCAGAUGCAUAUGAUACCCUUGCACUUGUUUCUGAAGCACUUGGUGAAACCAAAUUAGCUAUGGAGGGUUUCAAGUUACAUGCAGCCGUUAGACGUGAUUCAUAUUCCUGUAAAGUGCUUUUCGAGUGGUUCAAGGAACAAGGGGAUAUGUCAUCUGCAAGGACCUAUGCAUCCAAAGCAAUACAGGCUGAUCCAGAAGAUAUCUCUUUGAAAUUUGAAUAUGCGACCUUGUGUCUAAAUGCUGGAAAAGUUAGAGAAGCGGCGGAGUCCUAUGAACAAAUAUUUCGCCAAUGUCCUAAUAGCGUUGAUGCCCUAAAAUGGGCUGCAAAGUAUUACCUGGAAUGUGGCGAGGGUGAGCGAGCAGCAAGUGUCUUGGAGGUUCACAUUAAAUCAAAUCCAUCUGAAGUUAGUCAUGAUGUGAUUGAUUUGCUGGCUGCGGUUUUCAUGAAAAUUAAUGCAUAUGACAGAGCUCUUAAGUUUAUGGAAGACAUGCGCCAGACUUACCAUCCCAGGAAAGAACUUACUUCUAACUUGAAAAUCAGAGAAGUUAUCUGUCACGUUCACCUUAAAGAACUGAAGAUGGCUGAGAAUCUGUUAAAUAUAUUACCACAAAAGGCGGUAUAUGAGCAUACAGAUCUGAUUUCUGAAUUGGCUGAUGAAUUUAUUAACGUUGGCGACUUCCACUCUGCUCUCAAGUACUAUCACUUGUUGGAAUCAAAUGCUGGAUUUGUGAAUGAUGGCUAUUUGCUUCUGAAAAUUGCUCGCUGCUAUAAGUCACUGGCAGAAAGAACACAAGCCAUUGGUUUCUUCUAUAAAGCUUUGAAUGUACUCAAUGACAUUGCCGCACGGUUAACUCUGGCUUCACUGCUCCUGGAGGAUGACAAACGAGAUGAAGCUAUAUUUGUGUUGUCUCCUCCAGUAAAUCCAGAUCCUAAUGAUGAUAAACAGAAGGCAUGGUGGCGCAAUAGACAGAUUAGGAUGAGGCUUUGCCAAAUCUAUCAUUCCGAGGGAAUGCUUGAGAACUUUGUUGAGACAGCUCUGCAAUUGGUUCUUGACUGGGUCAGGUGGAAGGUGAAGGGGAAAAGGAAGCGCUCAGUGGAUUCUCUGUCUGAACGAGCGAAACAAGAACGAAACAGAAGGCGCCGACUUCAAAGAGAUGAUCCAACUGUCCUGUUGAGGGGUUGCGGACCUAAAAAAAUGCGCAAAAUCAGGGCAACCUUAAAUGAAGCAAAGAGAAUUAGAGAUAGGGUUGCUAUUACAGCUCAGAAAGAAGACAACUCUGGUGAAUCUGAGGAAGAAGCUAUAAGGGAUGAUGAAUACCACCAUCUUCUCGUGGAUUUGUGCAAGGCAUUGACAUCGUUGCAAAAGUACUGGGAAGCUCUUGAGAUAGUUAAUUUGGCUCGGAGGUUGGAUGCAAAAAUGCUGCCUGUUGACAAGAAGAAGGAGCUGCAGUCGCUUGGAGCUCAAAUAUCAUGCGACACUUUGGACCCAAAGCAGUGGUUUGACUGUGUGAGAUGUGUUAUUCAGCAGCAUCCACAUCGUUUGGAUGCUUGGAACUGCUACUUCAGAGUGAUUUCAAGACUCGGUAGACGAAUUUCCACGGAAGCUAAGUUCAUGCAUCACUUGCGGUCCAAGCACAGAGAUUGUGUGCCGCCAAUUCUCAUUGCGGGUCACCACUUUACCGUUACCAGCCGACAUCAAGAUGCCGCCAGAGAAUACCUCGAAGCAUAUAAAUUGUUGCCUGAGAACCCUUUGAUUAACCUCUGUGUCGGGACUUCCUUGAUCAAUUUAGCGCUCGGCUUUAGACUUCAGAACAAGCAUCAGUGCCUCGCUCAAGGGUUCGCUUUUCUCUACAAUAAUCUCAGGAUUUGCAACAACAGUCAGGAGGCGUUGUAUAACAUAGCCCGUGCGUAUCACCACGUAGGGUUAGUAACUUUGGCAGCGCCGUACUACGAGAAGGUGCUCGAAAUCCACGAGAAGGAAUACCCAACACCAAAACUCCCGAACGAGGAUCCGAAUGUGGCCGAAGAGCGUAAGCUCGUCAACUGCGACCUCCGCAGAGAAGCGGCACACAAUCUGCAUCUGAUUUACAAGAACAGCGGGGCGUUCGACCUCGCAAGGCAGGUCUUGAAGGAUCACUGCACGUUCUGAAGUAUUAAGGUUAUUAUUAUGCUCCUAGUAUUGUAUAAAAAACAUGCAUUGUGUAUAUAUACUAAAGAUGCAUGUGCGAAUAUGAAUUUUGUAAAAUUUUUUUAAAUUAAAAUCAAUAAGCAUUUGUUA
Molecule: messenger RNA, 3017 nt
Organism: Tarenaya hassleriana
Lineage: Eukaryota; Viridiplantae; Streptophyta; Magnoliopsida; Brassicales; Cleomaceae
Product: general transcription factor 3C polypeptide 3
Exons: 19
Coding region: 105-2888 (927 amino acids)
Biological process (GO): transcription by RNA polymerase III
Cellular component (GO): transcription factor TFIIIC complex
Molecular function (GO): protein binding
Source: RefSeq, a predicted model, not a curated record